CGAACUGGUCGUCUAUUACCGUGGGUUUCCUGACAUUCCGCUGCCUACGGAUACUUAAUGUUCGGUCGUUCCCCAGCCAUGGUUGCACGGAGCCGUGGUCACAUAUGCUUCAGAACAGCUUACAGCCAAUCUCAUACCCGGGCGAGAGUCACGGCCACAACUACACACGAGCAUGGGCUCAUCGGAAGCGAUGGGGGCGGAAACGCCAUCCACCAGAUCAUUUGCGCCUCUCCUUGUCCUUGAGGGACGGUCCCCCAGGAAGAGCCCCAACCUGCAAUUCAAACUUGCAAAACUCCGGCAGCGUAUGUGGGAUAAGAGACAGUGGAAGAAAGCUGCAACGGCCGCAUGGAAGGAUGUCGGAGCCAUCGACUGGUUCGCGACUCUGACCUCAAUGUUUGCCCUGGGAUGGAUCACAGCACUCAUUCUUCUAGCGCUCUUCCUCGGUGCCUUGUCCAUGAGACGGUGGCCUGAGGCCUGCCAACCAGAUGGCAGCUUCGAUGUUUUUCUGAAUCCCUAUAACCUUUGGUCGGCAUCUGGGUUCUUCCAGAUCACGCUGGGCUGGGGCAGGAUGUCUUUCGCAGACGCGAAGGCCAUUGACGUGGCGUGGGACGUUGUGUUUGGCCGCGGCGGUCAAGCCUUGCUUGCGUCGAUCUCUUGGAGAGCGUUCGCCGACUACACUUCAGUCUCCAUGCAAGCCAGGCCUGUGACCUACCAGACGUUUCAGACGAUUUUCCUCCAGGACCAACCCGGCAUUUGGUCAACGUUUUACCUCGCACGCGAUUUUGCUCGUUCUCGUGGAUUGCAAUCUCGAGUAAUGAUGACCAUCAUGGUCUUUGUUGCGGUUUUCAUCAUGUUGUUUCCCACGCUUGGGAGUGCAAUGACUGGAUACUCGGCAAACAACGCCGCUUAUAUCAUAGGAUAUGACGGCAGCCUGAAACCGUUUUCCGAUUUCAAAAUUGCCGCGUUCAUCAUUCAUGAAGCCCAUAGAAUUAACAUGACUGGCGAUGUUGUGCUCACGUAUCCUUCCUUACAAGACUCCACAAUCUACAAUAGAGACUAUAAUAAUGGUGCAUCCUUAUCAUAUUCAUACAGAUGCAUAGAUGAUGGUUCAACUCGACUAGGAUAUGGGCGAUCAAGCCAAGAAGGAACACCCGCUGUACCUGUAGGGGAAAGAUGCUCCAUGCAUCGCAAUGUCUCUGACUACGUCCAGAAAUACGGAUUUUACGGAUUGGAGGAUAAAGAAUCCACUUGGAUGGGUCAAUCUCUUCCAGCGCCCGUCCUCAACAUUUCGGCAACGUGGCUGCUUCCAUCUGCAGCAAUAUAUGGCUGGAACUGGACCGACCCUCGUACAGGCCAGCAACCAUUCAGAGACGGAAAUCGAGCGAGUUAUGCGAUUGGAAAUGAAACCUACCUCCUCAGCUAUAUGAAAGCAAACGGAAGCUGCCAGCCCAUGCGCGACCGUGAAUCCAGCGCCGACUCUGUGCGUGAAAGCUACGAAUGGGGCUUCUCAUAUCUUCAGCUAUUUAUUCUGACAGUCCUCUUGCUGGCUUGGACGCUCUGCCUUGCCUACAUGUGGAUCAAGGCUCGUCUGACGAUGCGGAUGAGGCGGAGAUACGACGUGCCAAAAGAGUACAAGGGUGUUUUGGAGCUGUCCAAGGCCAUUCGGAAACAACUCCAAGAGUCCGACCCGGACGACCUCUCUCAUGAGCAGCUCCGCGAGGAGAUCAAGAAGCGAUUGAGAGGUGGGAGGAUUGAGCUGGACAGAGUAGACGCGCCGGGAACGUACAAUCUCUGGCGAGGGACGUGGACAUAUUGCAAAGACGAAAAAUGGUGGCUGUUCGCCAUACUGGGUAUGUUAGGGCCCUGUAUGGCGCUUACCUUGCGUUACAAUUCCUUCGGAUGGUGGAUGCUCGUUCCUAUACUGACCGCGAUGCUUGCCAUGCUCGUGGGCCGCUCGAUAGAGAGUAGAUGUGUUCUCGUUCUUGUCGGUGCUAGCCUGGGCACCAUCAUAUUUUUGGGAGUCUGGUAUGGUUAGUGGAGGCCCCAAUCGGUCUGGUUAUCAUUCGGUCAUUCGAGUCUACCUAUAUACAGAAGCUUACGGGCAAAAUAAUGUUUGCGAUUGGAAAAUUCACCUUAGAUCUAGGAAGCUUCCUCGUUCUGGUUAACAGUUAAACAACGCAAGCAGUUACUUUGCAUCAUAGACGCACUUUUGUCAACACUAAAGACCUGAUCAAG
This is a messenger RNA of Colletotrichum navitas, 2235 nucleotides long. RefSeq lists its product as uncharacterized. NCBI's taxonomy places the organism in Eukaryota, Fungi, Ascomycota, Sordariomycetes, Glomerellales, Glomerellaceae. The transcript has 4 exons. The coding region runs from base 173 to 2035 and encodes 620 amino acids. The record is from RefSeq and is a predicted model, not a curated record.